AUGACGACAACGACGACAUUAGAUGCAUCUAAUCCAACUACUACUACUACUACUAGUCCUAGUGGUGGUAGUCCUAGUGGUAUUCAAAGUGGUACUACUAGUCCAAUGAUUCAUCGAAGUGGAAGUAGUAAUAGUAAUAGUAGUAAUAAUAACUCCUCUAAUACUACUACUACUACUACAACUAGUGGUGGUGGUUUCAAUUCUCCUCCACAAACAUCCUUACAACACAACCAUCGAUAUGAAAUGAUCGAUUCCAUCAUUUUGAAAAUUCUCUUCCCAAUGAUUCGAGAAAAUUUAAAGACCCAUUCGAGUGCUACUACGAGUGGUGGUAUUCAAAGUGGUGGUGUAGAGACCCAUAUGAACACCACCACCACCACCACCACCACUCAUGCUUCUCAACAAUCUUACAAACAUUAUUUAACUCUUUUAACUCAAAUUUCAAGAUUAUUCGAAAUGAUGUUACUCCAUGUGUUGAGUGUUGAAAAAGAAGAAAAAGGAAUUGAUAUUCCAACACCACUUAUCAUUCUCUUUGAACAAUUAUGUCAAUUUGGACCUACUCUCUAUCAUUUGGACAUGUCAUUGGCCAAUGAAAGUAAGAAGUAUUUGAAAGAAAUGUCAAAUGUCAAUUCAGAUUUAUUAUCAAAAUCAAAAAUAUCAUUUGAUCAAUUAUAUACCAAUAACUUGGAAUUGAGAAAGAAGAUUUAUUCAAUCUAUUAUGUGAUUAUUUAUUGGUGUUCAACUGUAAAGAAUUUUGAAUUGUUCAAUCAAACAAUGAAAAUAGAUUCAAACACCAGAGAGAAUAUCAUUUCAAUAAUAUUGACAAUGAUUAAUUGUACAUUGAAUGGAGGAGAAUUUGGAGACAAAUCGUGUGCUGUUGUUAAUCCAUUGGUUUCAGAAAUUGAAAUGUUUCGACCUUUCCAUAAAAAGCGAGUGAAGGAUAUAUUUGGAUUCUUACAAUAUUUACAAAAGUUGGAACAAUUUAAUAAUUUGAAUACUGUCAUUGUAGUCGAUUGCAACUUGUUGAUUGAGAGUUUAUGUUUGGCAUCCUUCUCGAGUAUUCUUGAAACCGAAACUAGAAUUACCAUAUUUAGAAAUAUGAUCGAAUACUCAACGACUCACAUGGAACGUCAACAGUCACCACCAAAAAACCUCUCAAAUCCUCUGAAUUUACAAAAAUUCAUUGAAAUACUAUUCCUCAUCUUUUCCUCUCCUCCUUCUUUGAAACAAAACAAUUCGUCAAAGAAUUCUUUAUUGACAGAGUGGAGUGAAUUUGUGUGUAAGAGACUCUUUUCCAAGAUUAAGAAUUCCAUUCCAAACUUGGAAGAAUUCUUUACAAAACUCUUUGAAAAUUGUGUGAAUUUAGAUUUGGUGAACAUGUACUUUAUUACUCCUCUCGAUAGUAGUAGUAAUAGUAGUAAUAGUAAUAGUAAUAGUAGUAAUAGUAGUAGUCAGAGUGGUGGUCAGAGUGGUAGUGCCAUUUCCAAGAAGGAUUCUUCAACAUUUGAUCUUCAACAACAACAACUCGUGGUGAUUAAAAUGUUCAAUCAAUUGGAAUUGAAAAGGAAAAAUCAAAAACUUUCACAAGUGGAUUCACCACAAAAGAAAGCUAAAAAGAAUGUUUUAGUAGAUCGUUAUGAAAUUUUGAAAAAGAUUGGAAAGGGUGGAUUUGGAAGUGUGUUCAAAGUUUGUGAUUUGAAUAGUGAAGAUAAAAAGAUUCUUGCCAUGAAAAUUCUUCCAAAAGAAGAAGGUAACAAUGCAGAAUUCAUUCAAAUGUCCAAACUCAAUCACAAACACAUUCUACCUGUUUAUGAAAUCUUUGAAACUAAAUUAGGAAAUUAUGACAAGUGGUGUUUCACAAUGCCUUUCCUUGAAUUGGGUGAUUUCCAAUCCUACUUGUUGAAUUUGAAAUCUCAUUUACCAAUUAAUAGAAUUCUCAAUUUCAUGGAUCAAAUGUUAUCAUGUAUUGAAUAUAUUCAUGGAAGAGAUGUUUAUCACAGAGACAUCAAACCAGAGAAUUUCCUUUUAAGGAAUGAAGAUGAAGUGGUAUUGAGUGAUUUUGGUCUCUCCAAAGGUGAUGUUGAAACACUAGUCACUAAAACGAGUAUUGUUGGUACAGAAUUAUUUCAAUCACCAGAAUUAUUUGCAGGUGAUGUCAAAGAUGUCUCUAAAACAGAUAUUUAUGGAUUGGGAUGUGUUUUUUAUAUCAUGAUUACACGAGAUUUCCAAACGACUGUUCGUAUUUCAAUCAUGAGUAAUGGAGGUAAAGAAAUUAGAGAGAAAUUAACACUAACUUUGUGUGGCAAUGUUGGUAAUAGUGGUAAUGUUGGUAAUAGUGGCAAUGUUGGCAAUAACAGUGGUGGUAAUCAUGACAAGAACUCGAAUCCUGUGACAAGUGGUACAAGUGGUGGUGAUACAAGUGUCUCACACCAUGGUGACACCUCCUCUUCCUCCUCUUCCUAUAAUAUUCAAGCUCUUAUUGAUUUUGUCAUGAUCAUGUUGGAUAAGGAUUAUGAGAAAAGACCAUCAGCAAGUGUAGCAAGACAUGUUUGGUUAGAACAAAAGAUUGGUUACAAGUCGUCUUCACUUGAAUCAAUAUAG
Messenger RNA from Naegleria fowleri, 2598 nucleotides. RefSeq lists its product as uncharacterized. Lineage: Eukaryota; Heterolobosea; Eutetramitea; Acrasida; Naegleriidae. The transcript is spliced from 2 exons. Gene Ontology annotation, cellular component: nucleus. Gene Ontology annotation, biological process: protein phosphorylation; mitotic DNA damage checkpoint signaling. Gene Ontology annotation, molecular function: ATP binding; protein serine/threonine kinase activity. The coding region runs from base 1 to 2598 and encodes 865 amino acids. The record is from RefSeq and is a predicted model, not a curated record.